UGUAUGGUACAACAAGAACAAUAAAAAAUUCCUUUUUUAUGUCUAAUUUACAAACAAUUCUGUUCGUCUUUUUUUUUGUUGUAGAUUCAACACGUUUAUUAUUUGCAACCUGGUGGAUAUUCAUCACAAUAUUGACCUCAUUUUAUACGGCAAAUUUAACAGCUUUUCUCACGCUAUCAAAGUUUACAUUGCCCUUUAAUACGGUCAACGAUAUAUUGAUGAAAAAUAAACAUUUCGUUUCACAUCGUGGUAGUGGUGUUGAGUAUGCUAUAACAACGACCAAUGAAAGUUUAUCGAUGCUUAGUCGUAUGGCUCAGCAAAAUUAUGCCGUCUUUACCGAUUACACUAAUGACACCUUGAAUUUGCACAACUAUGUCGAGAAGAAUGGUUAUGUAUUUGUGCGCGAUCGACCGGCCAUAACGCAUGCUCUCUAUUUGGAUUAUCGUUAUCGUAAAACUAUUAGUUUGACCAAUGAGAAGAUUCAUUGUCCAUUUGCCAAGGCCAAGGAGCCGUUUUUGAAAAAGAAACGUUCGUUUGCAUAUCCGAUCGGUAGCAAUUUGAGUGAUUUGUUUGAUCGAGAAUUACUCAGUCUCGUGGAAUCGGGCAUUAUAAAACAUCUUUCAGCUAAAGAUUUACCCAAUGCCGAAAUUUGUCCUCAAGAUUUGGGUGGCACUGAGAGACAAUUGCGUAAUGGUGAUCUUAUGAUGACCUAUUAUAUUAUGUUUGCUGGUUUUGCUACAGCUAUUGUUGUCUUUAGUACAGAACUUAUCUUUCGCUAUAUCAACAGUCGUCAUGAUUCACACAAUCAAUGGGCCACCCAUGGUGUGGGUCGUACACCGAAUGGUCAUCAAAUUAAACCACACAAAUGGUUUUGGCGUAAAAAUAGUUCGGAUAGUGCUAAGAGAUUGCUUAAUGGUUCGCAACCGAGUAAUAUUACCCCACCGCCACCUUAUCAAAGUAUUUUCAGUAGUAAGGGUCGUCAAGAUGUUAAGAAUAUGAAGCGUUGGCAUCAGGCGGCUAAUUUUGGUGCUAAUGGUAAUGGUGGCGGUUUUGGUGCAUUGAGACCGGCAAUAGCUGAUUCACAAUAUGGUGGCAUGGGUAUAACAUCAACAGGUCUAAGGAAAUUUAUAAAUGGUCGAGAAUAUAUGGUCUAUCGUACGCCCGAUGGUCAAAGUCAAUUGGUACCGGUUAGAGUGCCUUCAGCAGCUCUAUUUCAAUAUACUUACACUGAGUGAGCUAUUUUUUUUUGACAUGGAUUUGAAAAUUUUAAUUAUUUCAUUUUCAUUAUGUGUAUGUGUUUUAGAUUUUAGUGAAAAUAUUUUAUUAUAUCUAUCUUUUAAAUCAAUAAAGUUUACUCUUCAUAUAGUUGUGAUAAAAUCUAGUAUUUGCUUUAACGCACGCCCCUUAUUAUGUCAAUGAAAAAGUCUGAGUUCAUUUGUUUUAAUUGCGUUUGUAACUAAACAUCCAUAAUUAUAAUGUUAUUUUUUUUUUGGGUUUGUAACAAACAAAUAAUUGUUCGUUGUAUUGUUUGUA
Molecule: messenger RNA, 1533 nt
Organism: Lucilia cuprina (Australian sheep blowfly)
Lineage: Eukaryota; Metazoa; Arthropoda; Insecta; Diptera; Calliphoridae
Product: glutamate receptor-like
Exons: 3
Coding region: 39-1235 (398 amino acids)
Cellular component (GO): membrane
Molecular function (GO): ligand-gated monoatomic ion channel activity
Source: RefSeq, a predicted model, not a curated record